Lodderomyces oxycetoniae is the source of this 255-nucleotide messenger RNA. RefSeq lists its product as uncharacterized. The coding region runs from base 1 to 255 and encodes 84 amino acids. The transcript has a single exon. Lineage: Eukaryota; Fungi; Ascomycota; Pichiomycetes; Serinales; Debaryomycetaceae. The record is from RefSeq and is a predicted model, not a curated record.
AUGCAACUCAAUAUCAUACUUUUAACAUUAGCCUCAGUUGCUUUUGUUUCUGCCAACUCCUACUCCAACUCCAACUCCAACUCCAAAGCCAACUCCAAAGCCAAAACCAAAUUAAAACCACAUCAUAAGGAAAAUACUACAAUAAAUGCAACAAAUGUUUCUACAACCACUACAACCCGAGCUGGUGGUGUGGUGAAUGGUAUCAAUAUUGUUGGCGCUGCUGCUGCUAUUGCAGCUGGUGCUGUAUUGCUAUAG